UUAAAAAACAACGACCUUCAAUUCAAACCAAACUAAUAAACCAUUUUCUUCAAAAUGGCUGCCAAAAAAAUCAAUUCCAUAGCCAUUUUAUUUUUCCUUUUCCUUCUUUGUGACAUAAACUUCUCCAUAGUCGAAUCAUCCAGUAAAAUUCGCGCUCGCCGGCCCUGUAAAACCCUAACUUUUUACUUCCAUGACAUAAUCUACAAUGGUGAAAAUGCCAAAAAUGCAACAUCAGCUAUAGUGGGAGCUCCAGCAUGGGGAAAUUUUACAAAAUUGACUAAUCAAAAUCAUUUUGGAGAUUUAGUUGUAUUUGAUGAUCCAAUUACAUUGGAUAAUAAUCUUCAUUCAAAUCCAGUGGGAAGAGCACAAGGUUUUUAUGUUUAUGAUAAAAAAGAAAUAUUUACUGCAUGGCUAGGGUUUUCAUUUUGUUUUAAUUCAACUGAGCAUAAAGGGAGUAUUAAUUUUGCUGGAGCUGAUCCAUUGAUGAACAAAACUAGGGAUAUUUCAGUAAUUGGUGGAACUGGUGAUUUCUUCAUGACUAGAGGAAUUGCUACUAUCAUGACUGAUGCCUUUGAGGGUGAAGUUUACUUUCGACUACGUGCUGAUAUUAAACUUUACGAGUGCUGGUAAUAGUUUUAGACGUAAUUGUUGUUGUUGUUACUGCCGAUUUUUUUUAGUGAAUGUGUGUGUGGUGGUGGGAAGGAGGAGACGUUAAUUGGUUGUUUCUUUCUUUGUGUUGGAGGAUUUAUUGUUGGUUAAAGAAUCCAACAAUAAGUGCACUUUUAAUUUUGAGUUUAAGUUUUAUAUAUUGACGACGUGAUAUAUAAAAUAAUUACAAAUAAACUUAUAAUUGUUGAUAAUAAUUUUAAACGUUAUUAUUA
Molecule: messenger RNA, 881 nt
Organism: Lycium barbarum (goji berry)
Lineage: Eukaryota; Viridiplantae; Streptophyta; Magnoliopsida; Solanales; Solanaceae
Product: dirigent protein-like
Exons: 1
Coding region: 55-630 (191 amino acids)
Source: RefSeq, a predicted model, not a curated record